Molecule: messenger RNA, 330 nt
Organism: Balearica regulorum gibbericeps (East African grey crowned-crane)
Lineage: Eukaryota; Metazoa; Chordata; Aves; Gruiformes; Gruidae
Source: RefSeq, a predicted model, not a curated record
UGCCUCUCCCCGCUGCAGGCAGCCACGCUCACAGCAUGCGGGGAGGAGUCCGUGAAGCUGCCCACCGGCUCAGAGAGCAGCGAGGAGGAGGAAGAGGGGAAGCUGGACCUGUCUUCGACUAGGAGGCUGACGGAUGAGGAACUCAUGCGAGCGUGCGGGGGUCGCACGGCACACAAGGGUGCCCGUCACGGCCUGACUAUGAGUGCCAAGCUGGCGCGCCUGGAGGAGCAGGAACGAGCUUUCCUGGCCACGUACCGGCACAAGGAGCGGCAGCGUGAGCCCCCAGAGAGCAGCAGACUGGAGCCCACCGAGGUGCUGAGCAUCUUUUAG